AUGGCAGAAAUUAUGGCCAAACCAUCGACUGGAGAUUCCGCCACUGAGAAUCUGCGCCGACGUAAUGCUCCCAUCAGGGCAAAUACCCAAGAAGAUGCCAGGAAAGCCGUGCUCGAGCUGAACGCCCUCGAGGAGAAGGAAGCCAAAGAUGAAAAGGAUCGCAAGACCUUUGGCCGCACUCCCGAUGGCACCGUGUUUACUGUUCCGUACACCCAGGACAUGGUUUCUCAGCUACUGUCUCCCAAAGAACCGAAGAAUCUGUCCGACUUCUUCGUGCUGUUGAUCCUGCUGCUACAUGGUCUUCUAGCAUGGUGCUUACCCUCCGACCUGAGAAAACCCGUGCUUGCCAUUCUCUUCUUGGGCUGGAGAGCCGGCUACAAUAUCGGCAUUGGUUACCUACUUCACAUGCAAUCCCAUCACAAGCUGCUGGUCAGGUGGGCCCGAAAAUCGAAGCUCUUCCCAGUUGCGGCCAAUGGCGAAAAUCCUCACCCUAAACUCCGAGCGUUUAUCAAGAGAGAACUAGAGACCAAAAUUCCCAAGGACUAUGAUUUCGACACCGCCCCCCUUGAAUACAAUACUUGGUUGGUUUUUCGCCGCUUGGUCGACUUGAUUCUCAUGUGCGACUUCACCACCUACAUGCUUUUUGCUCUGUCCUGCGCUCAUAUCCCUGCCACCGAGCCUGUCUUCCUAACAGCACUUCGCUGGAUUGUUGGCAUGUCCCUGUUCGUCUUCAACGUAUGGGUCAAAUUGGAUGCACACCGCGUGGUCAAAGACUUCGCUUGGUACUGGGGGGACUUUUUCUUCCUCAUCGACCAGGAGUUGACCUUUGAUGGAGUUUUCGAGAUGGCACCCCACCCCAUGUACAGCAUCGGUUACGCUGGCUUCUACGGAAUCUCCUUGAUGGCGGCGAGUUACAAAGUCCUCUUCAUCUCAAUUAUUGCCCAUGCUGCUCAAUUUGCUUUCUUGGUCAUGGUUGAAAGCCCUCAUAUCGAUCGCACUUACAACUCUCCCCCUCCCCGAAGGGCCAUCAACGAGUUACCCGCAGCAGCGCAAAUGGACAAGUCUUUGGCUGAACACAGCGCUACCGCAGAAGUGUGGCCUAGUCCUGCCCAUGCACAACCGUCUCAAACGCAUAAUCUGCUGGGCAUACACAAUAUCGAUCUCUAUCGGACUACAGACACUGCAGUCUUCCUCAUACAGUUUUAUCUGUUCGCCUUGACUAUCCUCACCCCCAACACAAGACUUUACCAGGCACUGUUCGUCAUCAAUGCCACUAUUUCGCGGAUUUGGUAUUCGGUCGGUAUUGGCUACUUGUUAAAUAGACAGUCGUCAAAGAAAAAAUGGACCCGCCACUUUCUGAAGUACGGUGAGAGCACGGGAGAAGCCUGGAGACAGUGGAAAGGCAUUUAUCAUCUCAGCAUGACUCUCUGCUAUUCCAGUUUUGCGGCUGCUGCGUGGAAAAUGUAUCGGCUUCCCCAGAGCUGGGAAGGGGGGAUGGCACUGCCCAAGCAUGUCAUCGGACUAGGGUUGAUCGCUCUUCAAUUUUGGGUUUCAUUCAGUAUCUACGAUCAACUUGGAGAGUUCGGCUGGUUUUUUGGAGACUUCUUCUUCGAUCACUCUUCCAAGUUGACAUACGGCGGCAUUUAUCGGUUCCUCAAUAAUCCAGAGCGCGUCCUUGGAACGGCCGGAGUUUGGGGUAUAGCCCUGAUUACGAGCAGCAAAGCAAUGUUCUGUCUCGCCUUGCUGAGCCACACUCUGAGUUUGGCGUUUAUUCAAUUCGUCGAGAGGCCGCAUAUGCAAAAGCUUUAUGGAAGAAGCCUGCGACAAGAUGCUGGACUGGUCAGGAGUCUUCGAAGAUCACUUCCACCUCCUCUGCGACAGUGGCAAGACGGAUUGGACAAAAUGCUGGGUGAUGCCUUUGACGUCCUGGAAGACUUCUUUGACGCGGCCAAACCUAAACUUGCAGCAGGCGUGACCAGCAUUGUCGAGGAUACCAAGAGCCUGCUGCCGAAGAACCCGCAUCGCCUGACCAUGACAAGAAUAGAGCCGGAGCUUGCUGGGUUGGAUCCGAAAGACUACAAGCUCGACAUUGAGGGAACAUUGGCGUCUGCUCUAGCCCAUGCUCAACGCUCGAGUGAAAGAGAAUCCGAACAAGGCAGACUCCCGGCGGAACGCACGAACGAUUUCAAGGCUCUCCUUUUCGAAUAUGGUGCUCCCAUCAAAGUUAAAUGGACUGCACCGCUGAAUCAUGGGAAAAAGGACUGGGUCGGAUUGUAUAUGGUGUCAGACAACAAUUCACGUGAAGUCACAAGACUAUCGUCAUCGGGAAGAUGGAUUGCCACGAACCGCGAUGAGUACGAACUCCUCGAUUCCGAAGUCGGCAUCAUAUCCAGCGACGUCAAGAGUACGAUAACCACUGAAACAGGUGAGACCAAGGAAUGCUUCACUGGCGAAAUGCUCUUCUCAGGCGACAAGUUAUGGUGGACACAAGGCGUCUUUGAAUUCCGCUAUCACCACAAUGGCAAGCAUAAUGUCAUGGCCAUCUCACUCCCGUUCGAAGUACGCAUCCCACGCUUCAGCGAGGACGAUCUCGAGUCCUUCGACACCAGCAUUUCCCUGUCGACCCCCAUCAGUCUUGAACGUGAUGCAAUAGUCCGCCAUACCAUUGAAAACACUCUAUUGCCGAUCGUCCAGAAUUGCUUUGACCGCGACCCCGAGAUUGCGCCACGCACGAUCAAAGAGCCAUUUGGAAGCCUUGUCGACCGAGAUGGGAAAUAUGCCAGGCGUGUGGUGUACGUCAUUCACCAGAUGUUUGGGAUUGAGUUUGCGCCCGAGGUCGUCAAAGCCGAUGGGAAAGUCGAGAAUCUAGCGUGGCGGAUAUGGGAGGCGAAGAAGGUAUUGGCACCUUUUACCAUGUCGAGAUCGAAAGGGCCCGGAACGCCGGUGGAGGUGGAGGUUGAGGUUGAAGGGUGA
This is a messenger RNA of Fonsecaea nubica, 2973 nucleotides long. RefSeq lists its product as hypothetical. The transcript has 3 exons. Lineage: Eukaryota; Fungi; Ascomycota; Eurotiomycetes; Chaetothyriales; Herpotrichiellaceae. The record is from RefSeq and is a predicted model, not a curated record. Gene Ontology annotation, biological process: phosphatidylcholine biosynthetic process. Bases 1 to 2973 code for a protein of 990 amino acids. Gene Ontology annotation, molecular function: phosphatidylethanolamine N-methyltransferase activity.